CAGGAAUCAUUCAAACUGGAUUUUUAAAUCAUUGCAAGUCAAUGAUGUAUCAGAAGUUGCAGAGUGCAAGCCCAAGUAACAGUCUUCAAAAAAUUUUGCUUCACAUAACAGAGAAAGGAAAAUUGAUCUACCAUCUUAAAACCCUGAUCUAGAAAAAAUAUAUAUUCAUCAUAAGAAAUUAUAACUGAGAAAAAUUAUUUUCCUCUUAAUGCACCUGAAUGAAAGGAAGUAUCCCUUUGUUUCUUGGGAGGAGUUGUAUGUCUGAGAUUGUCAUAAUAAUGAGUCAUUUUAUUAAAACCUUGACAUGAUCACCAGGGAAGAGAAAUAGAGCAAUAGCUGGAACUUGUGUGUUAGUCCAAGAUGACUUCUGAAGAAAUGACAGCUUCUGUUCUCAUACCUGUGACUCAGAGAAAAGUGGUUUCUGCCCAAUCAGCUUCAGAUGAAAGUAGUGAAAAGGUCUCAGACAUCAAUAUUUCAAAAGCACAUACUGUCAGACAGAGUGGGCAGACUUCUCAUACCAUCUCACGACUGAACAAACUUAAAGAAGAAUCUUCUGGAAGCAACUUGCCAGAGAUUCUCUCAAUAGCAAGGGAGAAAGUAGUGAGUGAUGAGAACAGUAAUGAAAAAUCCUGGGAGAAAAGCAUACCAGAUUCUGUGAAAAACCUUAACAUUAACUGCAACAACAUGUUAAGAAACCAUCAGCAUGGCCUUCCUCAGAGACAAUUUUAUGAAAUGUGCAACUCUGUCGCUGAGGAAGACCUGUGUUUAGAAACUGGAAUUCCUUCUCCACUGGAAAGAAGGGUGUUCCCUGAAAUUCAACUGGAACUAGACAGACCUCCCAUGGACAUUAGUCCUUUGGGAAAUCAGUCGGCUAUCCUAGAGACAGACAGAGCACACCCUGACAGCAGCACGACAGUGUUUCAUUUUCAUUAUGAAGUUGAAAGAAGAAUGUCAGACACUUUCUGUACCCUAUCAAAAAACUUAAUUUUAGAUGACUGUGGAAAUUGUGUACCACUACCCAGGGGUGAGGAGAAGCAAAAGAAAAACUACGUGGCAUAUACCUGUAAACUAAUGGAAUUGGCAAAAAAUUGUGAUAAUAAGAAUGAGCAGCUGCAGUGUGAUCAUUGUGACACCUUGAAUGAAAAAUACUUUUGCUUUGAAGGCUCUUGCCAGAAGGUUGACAUGGUAUAUUCAAGUGAUAGUUUUUGCAGGGAAGAUUUUAGUGACAGUCAAGCUGCCAAGACCUUUUUGAGCCAUUUUGAGGACGUCCCUGAUAAAUGUGAAGAUGUAGAAGAUGACUUUUUUAAAAGCAAAAAGGAGCGGUCCACUUUGUUAGUCAGAAGAUUCUGCAAAAAUGACAGAGAAGUUAAGAAAUCUGUGUAUACCGGAACAAGAGCAAUUGUGAGAACUCUGCCUUCUGGCCACAUUGGGCUGAUUGCAUGGAGUUACAUUGAUGAGAAGAGAAAUAAUCCCUUACUGUCUUGUGGGAGAGUAAUGGAACCCCUGUCAACGGUGGAGAUAAGGCAAGGUGGGAGCCGACAUCUGUCAGAAGCCCAGUGGUAUCCUAUCUACAAUGCAGUGAGAAGAGGAGAAGAAACAGAAAAUACAGUUGGAGCUCUACUCCAUUUCUUCACAAAGCUCCCAGCCUCUGAGACAGCCCAUGGAAGGAUAAGCAUUGGUCCGUGCUUAAAGCAAUGUGUCCGAGACACUGUAUGUGAGUAUCGUGCCACCCUCCAAAGGACAUCAAUAUCGCAAUACAUCACCGGUUCUCUCCUAGAAGCAACCACCUCUUUGGGAGCAAGAAGUGGCCUUCUCAGUACUUUUGGAGGAUCCACUGGACGAAUGAUGCUGAAAGGUAACGCCUGA
Molecule: messenger RNA, 1866 nt
Organism: Cebus imitator (Panamanian white-faced capuchin)
Lineage: Eukaryota; Metazoa; Chordata; Mammalia; Primates; Cebidae
Gene: PLCE1
Product: phospholipase C epsilon 1
Exons: 2
Coding region: 361-1866 (501 amino acids)
Source: RefSeq, a predicted model, not a curated record